This is a messenger RNA of Aureobasidium musti, 1137 nucleotides long. Lineage: Eukaryota; Fungi; Ascomycota; Dothideomycetes; Dothideales; Saccotheciaceae. The record is from the annotation of a GenBank genome assembly.
AUGACAGAAGCAUUGAAGGAGACAGUCAGCUCAACUUGGACCGACGUCAAGCGUGGCCUUUCGAGCGCACCACCCAAUGAUGCCUACCUUGCCUGGGAUGCAGAAGGCGUUGAGACCAUCAAGCCAGAUGAGCAAGAGAAAGUACAGCGUAUCAAGGAGGUCAUGGCGCGUAUGCAAAAGCACAACUUUGAUCUCCACAGGAAAGCGUUCAGAGCGACGCAUGUCAAGACACAGGGUAUAGUCAAGGGUACCCUGCAAGUGCAUCCAGAUCUACCAGAGCAUCUCCGUCAAGGCAUUUUCGCAGAGCAAGGCAAGACAUACGACGUUGCCGCGAGAUAUGCAAACGAGCCUUAUCUUCUCCAACGUGAUCAGGAAAAUGGUCCUCGCGGUUUAGGUCUGAAAGUGUUUGGUGUCCCUGGACCUCGAUUGGAAGGCGUUGAUGACUCUGUCAACACUCAGGAUUUCUUCUUCAACAACGCUCCUAGUAUCGAACUGACAGAUGUCGACACAACACUCGACAUCAUGAGUCUGCGUGAGAAAUACUUCGACGAUCCUGCAGCGUUAGGCAGACACUUGAAAAUGAGAACGGAUCUGGUCAAGCAGCACGCUCCUUACAUGCUUCCAAAUACCAACAUCAUCUCUCAUUCCAUGUACACGCAGUCGGCAUUCCGAUUUGGCAAAUACUACGGACACAUGGCUCUUUUCCCUAUGCUAGAGCUCCAGAAAUCAGCCAACGACAAGGUUAAGAACGAUGAUCCGUCGUGUGUAUUGUCAGACUGGCUGUUUGACUACUUUGGCGGCAAAGAGGCCAAAUACGAGUUCAAGAUCCAGCUUGGGACCGAUCCAGCUCACCAUCCUACUGAGGAUGGAAGUGUAGUGUGGGACGAGGCAACAAGUCCUUACCAAUCUCUGGGUAUUAUCACUUUCCCUAUGCAAAACAGCUUCAGUCAGGAACGACGGGUUUAUUGGGAGGACCACAUGUCGUUGGAUGCAUGGAGAGGUCUAGAUGCGCAUAGGCCUUUGGGAGGAAUCAAUCGCUUGAGGAAGGACGUCUAUCUGCACAGCAAGAACACCAGAGACAAGAUCAACGUCUCGAAAUCGGAGGAUGUGCAGAGUAUUGACGAUAUACCAAACUAG